AUGAAGCAUCUUAUUGCUGUCUGUGUUAUAUUCUGGACAUGUGCAUUCCCAGCCAUGUCCCGAACGUUGUAUGAAUCUUCUGUUGCUAAAACACACCAGCAGUGGAUGUCUCAGUAUGCACGCUCCUAUGCUGAUGAUGCUGAGAAGGAGAAACGCUUCAAAAUAUUUUUGGAGAACUUGGAAUACAUAGAGAAAUUCAACAAUGCUGGGAAUUACAGCUACAAGUUGGGCCUGAACCAAUUUUCGGAUUUAACUGAAGAAGAGUUCAUUGCUUCACAUACCGGAUUCAAGAUUAAUUCAAGGAAACCAUACUCGUCCUCCUCCGCUCCACUCUUGAACCUGAGAGAUGUUCCAGAAAGUUUGGACUGGAGAGAGAAAGGUGCUGUCACCCAAAUUAAGGACCAAGGCCAAUGUGGCUGCUGCUGGGCAUUUUCAGCUGUCGCGGCAAUAGAAGGCAUAAACCAAAUCAACACUAACCAGUUGAUCUCAUUGUCAGAGCAACAACUGUUGGACUGUGAUACGAAUAACAACGGGUGCAAUGGAGGCCUCAUGGACACUGCCUUCAAAUAUAUCAUACAAAACCAGGGCAUCGCCUUGGGAAGCGAUUACCCAUACCAAGAAGCUGCUGGAACAUGCCAGAAUGAGAUGAAAGCCGCAUCUAAAAUAAGUGAUUUUGUAGAUGUAGCUCAAAAUGAUGAACAACAACUUCUACAAGCUGUGGCCAAUCAGCCAGUGUCAGUUGGCAUUGCUGUGAAUGAUAACUUUCAGCAUUACAGUGGAGGGUUAUUUGAAGGACCAUGCGGAACUGAUCUCACUCAUGCGGUUACUGUAAUUGGUUAUGGGAGUGAAGAUGGCAAAGACUACUGGUUGAUCAAGAAUUCAUGGGGUGAGCAAUGGGGAGAUGGUGGAUUCAUGAAGUUGCAGAGGGGAGGUGGUGAUCCUCAGGGUCUUUGUGGCAUCGCUAUGCAAGCUUCUUAUCCGAAGAUCUAG
This is a messenger RNA of Abrus precatorius (Indian licorice), 990 nucleotides long. Its product is annotated as ervatamin-B-like. Lineage: Eukaryota; Viridiplantae; Streptophyta; Magnoliopsida; Fabales; Fabaceae. The transcript is spliced from 2 exons. The record is from RefSeq and is a predicted model, not a curated record. Gene Ontology annotation, cellular component: lysosome. The coding region runs from base 1 to 990 and encodes 329 amino acids. Gene Ontology annotation, molecular function: cysteine-type endopeptidase activity.